Messenger RNA from Wallemia mellicola CBS 633.66, 4625 nucleotides. Its product is annotated as ABC multidrug transporter. Gene Ontology annotation, cellular component: membrane. The record is from RefSeq and is a predicted model, not a curated record. Gene Ontology annotation, molecular function: ATP binding; ATP hydrolysis activity; ABC-type transporter activity. Gene Ontology annotation, biological process: transmembrane transport. NCBI's taxonomy places the organism in Eukaryota, Fungi, Basidiomycota, Wallemiomycetes, Wallemiales, Wallemiaceae. The transcript is spliced from 8 exons. Bases 20 to 4453 code for a protein of 1477 amino acids.
AUCUUACAAAAACAACAAAAUGUCCAAAGAAGAGGAAAAUACAGCCUCUUGGGGGACUCCUAACGAAGUCAACGUAGAUGACUCCAAGGAGAUCUUCAGGAAGCUAUCCCGCCAAAUUAGCAAAGAACACCCAGAACAGCGCAAAUCAUUAGGCACUUCAGAAGCUACUGCCCAGGAAGAAGAAGAAGAGUUUGACUUACAUUCUUUCAUCACAGGAGCUAGACAACGCUUCAAGGAUGCUGGUAAAACUCACAAGCCACACCUGGGUAUUGCCUGGAAAAACUUGACCGUAAAAGGUGCAGGAAGUGGCGCCACUUUCGUCAAAACUUUCCCAGAGGCAGUCUUAUCAACAUUUGGUCCUGAUUUAUACGCUUUCAUCACACGUUACAUUCCUCAAUUAGAUAUUAUCGGUAAAAGACCACCAGUACGCAACCUCAUAGAUGAUUUUACUGGGGCACUCGGCAACGAAAUGAUGCUUGUCCUCGGUAAGCCUGGUUCCGGUUGUACCACCUUCCUCAAGGCUUUGGCCAACAAGAGAGAAGGCUAUGUUGACGUGCUCGGUGAUGUAGACUACGGUGGAUUGACCCCAAGCGAGGUUAAGCACAAGUACCGUGGUGAAGUUGUCAUCAACACUGAGGAAGACAUCCACUUUCCUACACUCACCGUCGCACAAACCCUCGCUUUCGCUUUACGUGAAAAGGUUCCUCGUGUCAGACCUCAAGGAAUGGCUAGAUCCGAAUUCGUCAAUUACAUCCUUGAAGCUCUUUUGAAAAUGUUCGGUAUUGAACAUACCGCAAAUACCGUCGUAGGAAACGACUUUGUUAGAGGUGUCUCUGGUGGUGAACGUAAGAGAGUUUCUAUUGCUGAAACCCUCGCUACAAGAGCCUCUGUUAUGUGUUGGGAUAACUCGACUCGUGGUUUAGAUGCUUCAACAGCUGUUGAUUAUGUCCGUUCAUUACGUAUUAUCACAGAUGUCACUGGUGGUACCUCCAUUGCAACUCUCUAUCAAGCUGGUGAAGGUAUUUACGAGCUCUUCGACAAGGUUUGCUUGAUCGACGAUGGUCGUUGUAUCUUCUUUGGUCCAGCCAACGAAGCUUGUGCAUACUUCGAAAGUUUAGGUUUCUACAAGCCACCACGUCAAACAUCUGCUGAUUUCCUUACCGGUAUCACUGAUGUACAUGAACGUACUUACAAGGAAGGCUGGGAAGGCCGUGCUCCUCGUACAACUGAAGAUCUUGAGAAAGCUUACAAGAGCUCACAUUAUUACCAAGCAGCUGUUGCCACUUCUGACAACUCUUUCGCUUCUGAGAACAAAGAACUUGGUGUUUUCAAAGACUCCGUUCGCGAGGAAAAGAAGAGACGUAUGGCUAAGAGCUCUCCUUACACUGUCUCAUACUUUGAACAAAUUUAUUAUUGUGUUAUUCGUCAAAUUCAAUUACAACUCGGUCAAUUAGAUGGUUAUUACACUAAAUUCGGUACUAUUUUGGUUGUUUCUUUCGUCGUCGCCUCAAUGUUCUAUGGUGAAGCUCAAAGCACUGACGGAGCAUUCUCACGUGGUGGUAUUCUAUUCUUCUCGAUCCUGUUUAUUGGUUGGCUUCAAUUACCUGAACUUUUUGAUGCGGUUAAUGGAAGAGUCAUCAUUCAAAGGCAACGGGAGUUCGCCUUCUAUCGUCCAUCAGCUGUCGUUUUCGCCAGAGCAAUUGUUGAUAUACCAAUUUUGUUCUGUUGCGUCACUCUCAUGUCUAUCAUUGUUUAUUUCUUGGCUUCACUUCAGUACACCGCUGGUCAAUUUUUCAUCUACUAUCUCUUCGUUUUCAUUACAGCAAUGUCUUUGACACAGUUCUACCGUGCAGUUGCUGCUUUGUCACCAACGUUCAACGAAGCUAUUAGAUUCUCAGUCUGUGCACUCAACAUUGCAGUUGUCUUCGUUGGUUAUGUUAUUCCACGUACAGACAUGCCAUCUUGGUUUAAGUGGAUUUCUUACAUCAACCCUCUUCCGUUCGCUUUCGAAGCGGUCAUGGCAAAUGAAUUCCAUGGUAUGACACUCUCUUGUGAGGAAUCUUCAAUCGUUCCAUUCGGUGUUCCAGGAGCAGAAGAACAAUAUCAAACUUGUGCCUUCCAAGGUUCUGUACCAGGUAAUUUAAGUAUUCCUGGUGAUAACUAUCUCGAAACUGCCUUUGGAUACAGCUUUUCGCACGUAUGGCCAAACUUCGGUUACGUUAUGGCUUACACUGUUGGUUACUUACUCGCUACUGCCCUCUUCACUGAGAUCUUUGACUUCUCUGGUGGUGGUGGUGGUGUCACAGUUUUCGCAAAGACAAAGAAAGGAAAAGCUAAGGCCAAAGAGAAUGAAAAGGCUCUUAUGGGUGAUCUCGAAACUGGUCCUGCUUCACGUACAACUGAUGAGAAAGGUGGUACAACUGAAGUCCAACCUGGCUCCAUCAAACCAUCUGAAGCUGAUUUCACUUUCAAGAACGUUUCUUAUACUGUUCCAACCCCUGGCGGUGACAGAAAACUCCUUAAUGACAUCACAGGUUUCGUUAGACCUGGUACUAUCACCGCUUUAAUGGGCGCUUCCGGUGCUGGUAAGACUACACUUCUUAACACACUCUCACAAAGAAUGUUCAUGGGUGUUGUUUCCGGCGAUAUGUUUAUUGAUGGCAAACCACUUGAAUUAAACUCAUUCCAAAGAGGUACUGGCUAUGUUCAACAAGGUGAUCUACACGACAGAUAUGCCACUGUCAGAGAAAGUAUCGAAUUUUCAGCUAUUCUCAGACAACCACGUGAAACACCACGCGAAGAAGUUUUGGAAUACGUUAAUCAAGUUCUUGACUUACUUGAAUUGAGAGAUAUUGAAGACGCUAUCAUCGGUACACCUGAAGCUGGUUUAACUGUUGAGCAACGUAAGAGAGUCACUAUCGCUGUAGAAUUAGCAGCUAAACCAGAUGUACUUCUCUUCCUUGAUGAACCUACGUCAGGUCUCGAUUCUCAAUCUGCAUAUUCAAUUGGACGUUUCUUGGAAAAACUCGCACGUGCAGGACAAGCUAUUUUAUGUACAAUUCACCAGCCUUCAAGUUUACUCUUCACUGAAUUCUUCGACCGUCUUCUGUUGCUCGCACCUGGCGGUAACGUAGUUUAUCAAGGUCCUGUUGGUGAUAAUGGUCAUGCUAUUGUUGAUUACUUCAAGCGCAUCGGUGCACGCGAAUGCCAAGGUCAUGAAAAUGUUGCCGAAUACGCUAUCGAGAUGAUUGCUUAUGGUCGUGAUGCUAAAGGUAACAAGGUUGAUUACGCUGACCUUUACCGUCACUCAAAGGAAGCUGCUGAGGUUGCUGAGGAAGUUGAAAGAAUUAAUGCUGAGAAGUCACAAAAGCCAAGAGAACUUACCAGGGCCAUGACCAGAACAUUUUCACAACCAAUGUCUGUUCAAUGUUGGCAACUCCUUAAGCGUACUAUGAAGAACUACUGGAGAGACUCAGCAUACGGUUACGGUAAACUUUUCGUCACAUUCAUCGUCGCUUUAUUCAACGGUUUUACUUUCUUUAAGAUUGGUAACGCACAACAAGAGUUACAACAACGUAUGUUCUCGACUUUCUUGAUUGUUAUGCUUCCACCUGCUAUUUUAAACGCAACACUUCCAAAGUACUACGAAUCAUGGGGUCUCUUCAUGGCUAGAGAGAAUCCUAGCAAGAUUUAUUCAUGGCAGGCAUUCUUGACUAGUUUUAUGAUUAGUGAAGUUCCUUUCGCUCUCAUUUGCGCAGUUACUUACUGGGUUGUUUGGUACUGGCCAGUCGGUUUCUCAUACACCGCAGACAGUGGUAUUAGACUCGGUAGUGAUCCUGCUUUGACAUUCUUGUUAACGAUAGAGUUUAUGCUUUUCGUUGCUUUAUGGGCUAUUUGGUUAUGUGCUUCAGCACCUAGCCCACACUUCGUUGCCAACUCUAUGCCAUUCCAUUUGGUUGUUCUUAACUUAAUUAACGGUAUUAUCAUCCAAUAUGGAAAUAUUCCAGUUAUUUGGCGCUACACUUUAUACUACAUCAAUCCUCUCACUUACUUCCUCGAUGGUAUGAUUGGUGCAACGACGUCAGACGUUUCUAUCAACUGCGCUGAAAAUGAACUUGCUACCUUCAAUCCACCACCAGGUCAAAGUUGCGAAUCUUACGCUGGUGCAUACACAGAAAUGGCACCAGGCUAUCUCGUUAAUGGUGAUGCAACAUCUGGCUGUCAAUAUUGCCCAAUGUCAGACUCAAGUAGUUUCUUAACCAGUAUUCACGUAUAUCAAGGAACCGGAUGGCCAUGGGGUUACUUCGGUAUAUUCAGUUUAUACACCUUCAUCUCAAACGUAGCCCUAGUGUAUGGAUUAUACUGGCUUACCAAGGUCAAAUUCUUUAGCCCUACAAUGUUUCUGCAAAUUGGAAUCGGCAAGUUUAUUGGUUUAUUCAAGAAAAGUUCUUAAGGGAAAUUUUCGUGAUAUUCCAAAUAAAGUUGGCAUUGUUUCUUGACAUCCCUUGCAUAGGUUAAUCUGGUUUAAACACUCUUUACAAUCUUUACAUAAUGAUCCUCUAUUUAUCGUAUAUAUUACUCAUAUAAUUGUUACUAUAUAUAUUAGUAUACAUAGUUAGUAAUCA